CUAUGAGCCGGUCAGAUUCGUGCUACUGACAGGAAACGGCUCCCAGGUAAAGUGAAAUGUGACCUGACAUAUGUUUGUGACACCGGCGACGAAUAAAACCGGAGUGAUCUCUGCUGCUUAUCGCUCGGCUUUCGUAAGCCCGUAGUUCAUCUAGGCAUGUGUUCCGGUUUUUAUGUAGUUAGUAAUUGAUUUUCUUUUCUUGCGAGUAAAUAAUCAGAAAUCCAACUCUCACUAGUAGUCCAUAAUUUAUAAUAAUAAACGAAAAAUUCACUGAAUUGACGAAGGACGCAAAAUUUCGGGUAACCGCCUGAGUGUAUCCUAGCUCGCAGUGGGAUGUGGCUGCUGGCGCUCUCGCUCCCGGUGAUGGUUGCUGUGGCGACGCGUUACUGGGCGGAGCUGGGUUCUUUGGGGCGGCGCGCGCUGCACGCGGCGCUGCGCUUGUGCCGCGGCAAGGCGUGCGCAGCAUGCAUGCCUUCGUUUUCGUUAACUGCACCCACGGCGAGGCUCAGAGUGUGCUGGAGACGUUUGACCUCUACGCCCAGGCGCACCCAUCUCUUGCCAUCGGCCGAGAGAAAGGGGAGUAUGUGGAAGAGGUGGUGCGCCGCGUGGCCCCCAGUCAGGCCCUCGAGCUGGGGACUCACUGCGGAUACUCAUCCAUUAGAAUCCUGUGUGCUCUGCCUUCCUCCGGCCGGCUGCUGACUGUGGAGAAGGACCUCGCCACAGCUGAUGCAGGAGAGGAGAUCAUCCUGGUGGCUGGUUUCAAAAACCCCCAAUUCCAGGUGCUGACAUCUCCAUCUGUGGAGGCCAUCACUCAUUUGCACUCACAUCUGGGGGACAAGCUAGUGGAGCUGGUGCUGAUGGACCAUGACGUGCAGCAGUACCUGCCAGAACUAAUGCUGUUGGAAAGUGGGGGGUCACUCGCCACCGGCUGCGUCCUCCUGGCUAACAAUGUACACCUUUCUGGAGCGCAGUCAUUCCUUGAUUACAUUCGCAGCCAGCCAGGGAGAUAUCGCAUAAACAGCUUGACCCAAGGUCUGCUGGAACUCAACUGGUGUCCCUAGAACCUUAUAGACAUAUCAAACACAUCAUAAUAGCUCUUAGGAAACCCAGGAAUUAAGGAAAAAGAAACAGACCCAUAUCCAUACAAUCUCUUGGGGGAUUAAUAUUACAGCUGCAUACAUUGGUAGUUCAUACAUUUUGUGGAAAUAUGCUAAAUUGGAAACCUUCACCACCACUUAUUAUACACAGACAUUUUCCAGAAUUGCUUAUUCAGUGCAGAGUUACAAUGAGCUUAGAGCCUGUUCCAGGAAUCAGAGGGCAUAAUGAAAACCUGCGGUAAGAAUCUCGCAACAUGAGCAGAACAUGCAGACUCCUUUAACACCAAGCAGGCAGGAAGUGAACCUGUAAGUCUUGGAGCUGAAGGUAUGAAAUGUAGAAAUCGGCCAUCAUGGUUAUUGGCUACUAACCCAAUUUUAUGAUGGAACUAAAGAGCUUAAGGAAUGACACCAGCCUGAGUAAUUAUUUUAUUAGAAAAACAUGUACAAAGUGCUGUCUGUUUUGUUUAUAACGGAAAAAAAAUCCAAUUUUACAAGAUGGCUCUACCAGAGAGCUUAAUUCAGACACAUCUUGGCCAGUUUUUGGCCAUGUCAAGACAUUAAAUUGUUGUGUAUGUUUAACAUAAAUGUGGAACUCAUUAAAAAUGCUGUAGAUGA
Molecule: messenger RNA, 1712 nt
Organism: Paramormyrops kingsleyae
Lineage: Eukaryota; Metazoa; Chordata; Actinopteri; Osteoglossiformes; Mormyridae
Product: transmembrane O-methyltransferase homolog
Biological process (GO): catecholamine catabolic process; dopamine metabolic process; developmental process
Molecular function (GO): catechol O-methyltransferase activity
Source: RefSeq, a predicted model, not a curated record